This is a messenger RNA of Cherax quadricarinatus, 3840 nucleotides long. Its product is annotated as organic cation transporter protein. Gene Ontology annotation, cellular component: membrane. The record is from RefSeq and is a predicted model, not a curated record. Gene Ontology annotation, biological process: transmembrane transport. Gene Ontology annotation, molecular function: transmembrane transporter activity. Lineage: Eukaryota; Metazoa; Arthropoda; Malacostraca; Decapoda; Parastacidae.
CAGUGCUCCGUAAUGUCUUCAUCUCCUUCUGCAGGAUCUGCCGUUGGAGGGGCCUGCAUGAAGACGGACGCAGCCUAUCUGAAGAUCAUACCUGGGCCUUCCCUUCGCCAGGCGUUCGUUCCCCAACCUGGACCUUCUCUUUGCCAUCCGCUAGUGGCCCUGACUAGAAAUUCCCAGGUUCUAGGUAUACAUGGGCCCUCUCUGUGUCAAGUGCUUGUUUCCCCGCCUGGGUCCUGUCUUCGCCAGGCUAUAGUUAUUCCAUCUGGUUCUUUUGCCAGACGCUACCUCCCCCACCUGAACGAUGCCUACUAACAGCAAGUUCGAUGACCUCCUUGUCCAAUUGGAGACGGGCAAGUGGAACUUCAUGUUCUACAUCGCCACGGGAUACUGGAACAUGUGUCUGGCUCCUCACAUCCUGGGCAUGGCCUUCCUGGCCCCCCAGGUAGACUACUACUGCGUCCCUCCCGAGAACGGCUACACCGUCACCUCAUACUCCUUUGGUCUCAGUGGCAAAAACAUCACAUCAACAGACAACUGCUUCUAUCUGACGAACAGCAGCGGUGGUGGAGGCUUCGUGAAGGAGGGUUGUACCUCCUGGAGCUAUGACAACACCACCUUCACCUCCACCCUCACCUCUCAGUUCGACUUGGUGUGCUCGUCGGAGUACCUGAGGGCCACCUUCUCCAGUAUCUACAUGUUCGGCACCUUCUUCGGGGCACCCAUCAAUGGAAACCUCUCUGACAGGUUGGGCAGGAAGACAACGCUGACUGUGGGAACACUUAUCUAUUUCUCACUGGCCAUCGGUUCCUGCUGGAUCACUGUCUUCUAUGCUAUACUGGUGGUCCGCUUCAUCCUCGGCUUGUUACAUCCUGCCAUCCUGCAGUCUGGCUACAUCCUGGCAUUGGAGGUGACGGAGCCUAAGCACAGGUCUGUGGUGGGCAUCAUGCUGUCUCUGCCCUGGGCGGUGGGCACGAUGGCCUGGGGUGGAGUGGCUUACCUGGUCCGAGAGUGGCAUUGGCUACAGCUCAUCAUCACUCUUCCCAGUUUCGCCAUGUUACCAGCACUCUGGUUCCUGGACGAGUCGCCUCGCUGGCUGAUAGUGAAUGGUCGCUUCGACAGAGCCCUGAGGGUGCUGCGCAAGGCCGCCAGGUGGAACAAAACUACUCUCCCUUCUACUGAGGAACUUACCCUCCUCAUGAGGGCUAUACAGAAGGAGUCGACCAUAGCUAAGGAGGCAGCCCGGAACGGCAACUGUGAAGCAUUGACUUGUACACAGAAGAUUUCUCACUGUUUAAGGAGGCUCCUUAUACUCUUCAGGACACCAAAACUUCGCCUCAUUACCGUGGUGCUCUGCUUCAACUUCUUCAUGGUGGCGGCCACCUUCUAUGGGAUGUCCCUGAAUGCCAUUAACUACAGCGUCGACCCCUUCCUGUACAUGGUGGUGGGUGGACUGGUGGAGAUGCCGGGAUACACGCUCGUGGCACCUAUCGUGGGCCGCCUAGGCCGGAAGUGGCCCAACAUCGUCUGCUUCUUCACCAGUGGCACCGUCAUCAUGGCCCUUGCCUUCAUUCCCCCAGGUAUCUAUUGGCUGGUGAUGACGCUAGCCAUGGUGGGCAAAAUGUGCAUCAGCGCUGCCUUCCAGAUCCUUUAUCUCUACUGCAUGGAGCUCUUCCCUACGGAGGUACGGCUGCAGGGCCUAGGCUUCACUACCAUGGCCUCGAGAUUAGGCUCCAUGUUCUCCCCGUUCAUCACGGACUACCUGGGCCCGCUGUAUCCUUCAGCACCAUCGCUGACAUUCGGGAUAGCAGCCUUUCUGGCUGGCCUGUCCAUGCUACCCCUGAGGGAGACCCUCGGGGCCAAGCUACCCGACACCAUCUCAGAUAUAGAGACUCCUCGUCGCCAUUCCUGUUACCGUCGUGAGAACAGUUGUUCUGACACUGAGGAUGAACUGGAGAUGGCUAAGCUUCGCGCAUAAGACGUGCAUCCUAUUGUACACAGUUCUGCCUUCACAUCCUCUUGGUGAACAAUCUCCAGAAUAAACAGAUACACUUCAUAUAGUGUACAACCGUUCAUCAUUAGAACAACUGCUGAACAAUCUCCAGAAUGUGCAUCCUCUGGGUGAAAUAUUGGUGUGGUGAUUCUGUGUGUAUGGAAAGUAAAUACAAGUCCCAGGAGUCACGUUGAAGGUGAAAAUUAUUGAGCAGUGUGAAAUGUAUUAUGACUCAGAGAUGAAUAAAUUCCUGAACCGGUGGUGAAAAAAUAUAUGUUGUGGCAAAGUGUUUGAAAAAUAUAUAUUGCAACCUAGAUGUGAAUGAGAGCCUGGUGUUGUGAACCGUUGAUGAACACGUUACUACCGUGAACCACUGUUAACAUUUCUGAAAUGAUCUCUCGCAAAAAAAAAAAAAGUUGAGGAUAAUGUGACUAAUCUGUAGACAAGUUUUUGCUGUUUUGACCCAGUAAGAUGGAACUCAGCAGUUUGUCCCAAGAGAUGCUGGCAUACUGGUAGAACGAACUUAGUAGGUUUCCACAGGUGCUGGGACAUAAGCAGAAGCCUUUAUAAAUGAACUGAAUUGGCUUCUGCAGGAGGCACUGGGACAAGAGAAAUUUUGAAUAAAGAAACUUAAUAGGUUCUUGCAGGUGUUAGAGAAAAAGGUAGAUUUUUCAAGGUCCUCAUUAGGUUCCUACGAGAGAUACUGGCACAUAAGUAGAAGCCUUCAAGAAGGAACUUUAUAGGUACUUGCACAUGCCAGAACAACCAGACUGUGAUAGCUAUUUAGAUUUGUGUGCUGCAGACAGCAAUUAUCUGGGUGAUCAGGCGGUCAGUAGAAAAACUGCACUUCAGGGUCAGGCUACCAUGAGUACAACUCUUGGAUAUCAGCUGCAGGUAAGCAAAGAGACAUUAUCUAACGAUACAAUAACUCUGAAACAUUAUCCAGGCAUUUAGUCAGUGACAAACAUUAACCUGGGAUAUAGUGCUCUGUAGACUAUCCCAGAAUACAGUAAUCAGUGGAUGUACAACCAUAAAGGUAUUAUUACCCAACGAUCUAUUACUCGAAAUUUUCCAGAUUAUUCUUCAAUGAUGCAUUAUUUUCUCAUUUAGAUGACAUGUAUAGAUGACAUAUAAAUAUAUCCUGUGACAAUAGUGUUGUGUAUGGUGUAUCAUGUGAGAAUGUGGUGUAUCAUGUGAGAAUGUGGUGUAUCAUGUGAGAAUGUGGUGUAUCAUGUGAGAAUGUGGUGUAUCAUGUGAGAAUGUGGUGUAUCAUGUGAGAAUGUGGUGUAUCAUGUGAGAAUGUGGUGUAUCAUGUGAGAAUGUGGUGUAUCAUGUGAGAAUGUGGUGUAUCAUGUGAGAAUGAUGUGCAUGUGGACGGUGUUUGUAGAUUUAUAUUUUGAGUGAUGUAUACCCAAAAAAAUAUUUUGAGUUAAAAAAAAUUAUUAUGUAGAUUUUACAGUAACCUGAUUUUAAAAAAUAACUAUUAUAAAGACGUGGAUUAUUAUUAUUAUUAUUAUUAUUAUUAUUGUUGUUACAGAGCACUAUACUCAUAAGAGUCACCCAGCACCUGGGGAAUGGAAGGCAAAUUCGGUCCAAGGAAAUAGAGAGGUAGCUCCAGCUUUCUGGAUCAAGAACCCCUUCUCUUUGCAGAGGCAGAGAUGUGUCAGUGUCCUGUGUCAGGUCCGGACGAGACCGCGUGCCUUGAUUCUGGUGAAGGGCUCUUGAUCCUAAGAAAUGGAGUUACCUUCCCUUGGGACAAACGUCAUUACCUUCACUGCCCCAGAUAUUGUUUAACCUCUAAGGUUUAAAACUUCCCGAUAUACUACUAAUAAUAAAAUACCCACUCUUUA